Messenger RNA from Papaver somniferum (opium poppy), 1450 nucleotides. RefSeq lists its product as uncharacterized. NCBI's taxonomy places the organism in Eukaryota, Viridiplantae, Streptophyta, Magnoliopsida, Ranunculales, Papaveraceae. The record is from RefSeq and is a predicted model, not a curated record. The transcript is spliced from 8 exons. The coding region runs from base 155 to 1213 and encodes 352 amino acids.
UAAUGAUCUAUCAAAUUCUCUCCAGACCACAAAACUAUUCUCUCUAUCUCCUUCCCUCCCUUCUUACUACACAAAACAAAAUCCUUAUUCCUUCAUCACUUUAUUUUUCUUCCUCUGCUUCACGAAAGAAAAAAACAUCUUAGAAAAUCCAAAAAUGUUAGCAAGAGAAUCACCUUCGAGUUGUUUUGAUAUUCCAGAAGAAAUUCUAUCGUUAUUACCAUCAGAUCCAUUUGAACAGCUCGAUAUCGCGCGUAAAAUUACAUCGAUUGCCUUAUCAACACGUGUAGCAAAACUCGAAUCAGAAUCGAACCGUCUAAAAGCAAAAGUUGAAGAGAAAGAUGAUUUAAUAUCUGAAUUACAGUCUCAGAUUGAAACCCUUGAUUCUGCUCUUUCUGAAACUGCUGAUAGACUUACUCAAAUUGACCAAGAAAAGGAGAGUUUACUGAAGGAGAAUGAAUCUUUGUCAAACACAGUAAAAAAGCUCAAUCGAGAUGUUUCCAAGUUGGUAUUCAAGAAAACACUCAUGCAGUCACUACAAGAGGAGGAUGAGAAGGCUCCAAAAGGAUCUUCCCAAGUAGCUAAACAGAUACAAGGAAGUCCAAAUAGUAUUUCUUCAGGAUCAAACCAUGGAGAAGAUGAUGCUGCCGUAUUGCCGCCAUCGGUAUCAUCUUCAAUUAGCAAGAGUCAGUUUUCGGAAACUGAAAAUUCACAAGAAGACAGUGGUAAUUCAGUAGAGACAGAGGUUGUGGCAGCACCAAGAUAUGGUUCACAAGGUCCUCUACUAGCUUCUUACAGUAACACACCAAAGCUUACUCCCCCGGGUUCCCCUCCAAGUUAUCCUCCACGAAGAACACUGUCUAAACCUACAUCACCAAGGCGACAUUCUAUUUCAUUUUCCUCCACAGGGUCAGGAAUGUUUGAUCGAUCAUCAAUUUACUCUUCUAUGCCAGCCAGCUAUCAGAGUUCAGUAUCAAGUUCUCCUGCUCCUGAAAUGGCAUCUCAAUCUGGCCGAACUCGUGUUGAUGGGAAGGAGUUUUUCCGCCAAGUUAGGAGCCGUUUGUCUUACGAACAGUUUGGUGCAUUCUUAGCCAAUGUGAAGGAGUUGAACUCACACAAGCAAACCAGAGAGGAAACUUUUGUUGGAAUAUUUUCAACGCCGCUAACCAAAGGGGGGUUCUGGGGGGCAUCGCCCCCCAGGCUGUGGUCGACCUGACAGGUCAGGUCGUGGGGGUCCAGGGGAGACCGCUCCUGGUAGGGGUUUCAAAGGGGCAACGCCCCCGGAAGAAUUUUUUGAACUGACGGUUUUAUUUGGCCGAUAAAAGCCUGUUCGAAAAUUUCGAAUCCAAAAGACACCAUUGAUGUCUGUUGAUGAAGGAACCUGACGUUUCGUGAAUAGAAACCUGUUGGCGAAUAAAAACCUAUUCCCAACAGGUGCAAAACCCUUUAUAAA